This is a messenger RNA of Pelagomonas calceolata, 2364 nucleotides long. The record is from the annotation of a GenBank genome assembly. Lineage: Eukaryota; Pelagophyceae; Pelagomonadales; Pelagomonadaceae.
CAGUGUGUGUUUUGCGUCACCAGCGAUGACAAUGCGGACGGUUAAGGCGCUCAAAAGGAGGCCUUGGUGUGGUACACUUGCUUGUACGCGUAACUGAGGGGCUUUCGCGGCCAAAGCGAUGCGGCAGCAGCAAGAGGGAUGUAAGAUCAGUUCGAAUGUGUUUCCUUGACACUCAUAAGCAAAGCAUUGCUGCGACGCGCGCUUGGAAAUCGAUUGCUAGUGUCUUACAGGCCGCUAGCACGAAUUAUUGUCGGGCAAACGGAGGAGGAGUCACAGCGCUGCUGCUCCAGACUUCGCGAGAUACAAAACUAUCUUUUGCUGCGUCCUCAAGUCGCUGUCGCGCUUUUGGCAGCUUCUCGAGCGCUCGAACACAGCUCAAGCCGACAGACAGGAGAUUGGCACAAAUCUGCACAGCAUUCGCCGUCGACGCGCGCAAGGCUACCAAAAAUGUCCGCACCACGACUCCUACUCCUCCUCGGCUGCAACGCGGCAACCGCCCAACUCGUCGGCCCCGGCGCUUUAGUGCCCGGCGGCGGCCCGCAAAACAACCGAAGGAGCGGCGGCUGGGGCGUCGUCGACCAGUGGCCGGUCGGCUUCUUCGUUGGUGGUAGUGAUCUACAAAAUAUGAACGGCAUCUAUGUGCGCCAGCCCGAGUUAGAUCAUAAACUGCCCCACUACUGCGAGUUGUCCUGGAAGCACGUCGACAACAAUUUCAAAGUGGCCUCUGCUACUGUGCGAGGCUGGAGUGGUAUAAAUGGAGCGGACAGGGAGUGGCUCUGGAUCGACGAGCAGGGGAGGGAUUUCCUCGCGCAACCGGGCAAGCACUACAUCCCGGGCAAUGCUCGAACGUGGUUACCUGUGAAUAGAAAUUUCCAUUAUUGGCGGGUCGGGGAAAAAGCGGAGACGUAUGCGGCGGAAGAGGGCUGGUGGGAAGCGAAUGAAGAAGGUAUUAUAGUACAGAACAACAUGGCCGACGCGGAACGGCCCAUACUGUGGGAAAGAAAGAAGGAUGGUCGUAGACUGAAUAUGGGCGCGUGGCGGUUGCGGCCCCUUGAGCAGUCUAAGGAGAAGCGUGUAAUGUUGGAAGACGAUGCGUACGGCGAUGCGAUGCGGCCGUGGCAGGUCGUCGCGAUCAUGUCUCGGGAUCGACUGGAUGAAUUAAUUCACCAGAAACGGAGACAUGACGAGGACUGCCGGCGGGCGUCGCGGGGUGGCCCGCCCGUCGUCGAGGACGGUGUGUUCCCGACGGUGUCCGUCAGUCACUUACUGGAAGGGAACGUGACAACGGAUGAAAAUGAACUGGUCGAUAGUGAUGUGGUGAAGAACGCACGAAGAGCCUGUAGAGACGGCCAGUCUGAUGGAAUCGAGCAAGCGAGGGCAGCCUUGGCCAAGGGCUUACCUAACGCUAGAGCCGCCGUGAGCUACUGUCUCAGGAGGAGUGGCGACCCCGGGAAGGCGAUCGAGGUCGCGUCUGCUGGAGACGAGGCCUCCUCUCUAUUGGAAAGAGCCUUGGCCAUGUUCGACGUUCAUUCACCGUGUGGCGCGUUACAAGCCUUAGAUAGAGCCUAUAAUGCUGACAGGGCAUUACCGGGCCUAGGUGCAUGGAUGCUGCUGGGACGCGUCCGAGCUAAAGCUGUUGGUUGUGGAGCCCCUAUUGGAGAUACGGGCUUCAAGGUCGGCGACGUCGUGCGCGCCAGACAAGAUUUGCGGGGCUUCUGGAGCCAGGGCGACGAGGCCGACGUGAUUGGGCUCACGGCGGCGUCGAACCCGAUCGCGAUCCAGAUGCGGUAUAAUCGCAAUAAAUUAGUGGACACGACGGCGGAUCGCAUCGAGCGCGUCGGCUUCGACGCGAAGACGACCUUUGAUGAUGUGUAUGCUACUCUGGACGUUCCCUGCGACUUUACGGAAAAUGAAUUACGAAGGGCCUACCGCCAGGCGUCGCGCGAGUGCCACCCGGAUAAAGGUGGUUCGCACGACGAAUUUACAAGAGUGGCGCGGGCGCACGAGAUCCUCUCCGACGCCAAGCGGAGGGAGGAGUGGGACGCGGGCGCCGAGGUCGUGGACCGGCCCCAGGAGUUUCCCCUGAAGGACGAGUUGAUUGCCUACUACUGGCCCGAGCUCAAGCCCUUCCAGCCCUUCGGGGACGUCCACGAGCACCGCCGCGCCUUCGAGAAGCAGGACGCGGAGAGAGCUGCCGAGCGGCGGGCGAAGGAGGACAGCUUCGCACGGGCGAAGGCGCGGGACGCGGCGCCCGCCACCAAGGAGGCUUCGCCGCCGGAGGAGCCGCCGGCGCGGAAGGGGUGGGGGUGGCCGUGGUCCUAAGAAUAGUUGAGAGCUUACAACGGCGCCCAUGCCGGGGAUGAC